Molecule: messenger RNA, 4426 nt
Organism: Orcinus orca (killer whale)
Lineage: Eukaryota; Metazoa; Chordata; Mammalia; Artiodactyla; Delphinidae
Gene: N4BP2L1
Product: NEDD4 binding protein 2 like 1
Exons: 2
Coding region: 234-593 (119 amino acids)
Source: RefSeq, a predicted model, not a curated record
GGUCGCGUUGCCCAGGUUUUCCUGGCUGUCAGUCUCCCAGCGUCCCCAGCUUUCCAGGUAGGGACGACCCCUCCCACGCAGCGCAGUUCGGGCGGGUGGGAAGGAGGGGCUGGGCUCCGAGCGCCCGCCCCUCCAUCUAUCACAUGGCCGGAGAGCCACAAAAACAACAGCUUUGGCCAAGACCGUGACUUCAGGAAGGGGAAAGCAGUGUUCUCGCAGCCAGCCCCCACCCCAUGGAGGAGAGUUUUCUUGAAUCCUUUGGGAGGCUGAGCCUCCGGCAGCAGCAGCAGCCGCCUCGGCCGCCCGCCCCGCCGCCCCCGCGUGGGACACCUCCGCGCCGCCACAGCUUUCGGAAACACCUCUACCUCCUGCGAGGCCUCCCGGGCUCGGGGAAAACUACGCUGGCCAGGGACGACUGGUGUGAGCACUUCCCUGGGAGUCUGAAGAUUGUGCCUUUAGAUUCUCUUCAUCACAAAAUAGUUGGUGACUUUGGGCAAUCACCUGCCUUUAAUUCUUUUUACUUUCCUUUACAUGUGAAUACUGAGAAGGAAUUAGAUGAUUUACUGAAGAUCUUUCUAGCUCUUAAUUUCUAGUUGUCAGACUUAAAAAUGUUUUCUUAAUAAUGGCUAGGUAGGGAGCUCUGACCUUUGAGUCAAUUUAUGGCUUCUUUUUUUUUCUUUCUUUGCCUGUGCCCCACGGCUUGUGGGACCUUAGUUCCCCAACCAGGGAUUGAACCCGCACCCCCUGCACUGGAAGUGCGGAGUCUUAACCACUGGACUGCCAGGGAGGUCCAAGCUCUGCCACUGACUCAAUAUGAUCUCAACUCCUCUGCACCUCAGUUUCCUUCCCUUUUAAAUAGGGCUAUCUGCUCUGUCUACUUCAGAGGACUCUUGUGAGGAUUAAAUGUGUAUGAGAGAACUUGUUAAACUUUAAAGUGCUGUAUAAAUUUUAAGAGGCAUUAGUUACUGCCGAAGAUGUUGAUCAGCAGAGAUAAUCUUCAAGGUGUUCUUAGGGAGAAGUCUGGCUCUGAAGUGAAGGAGGCAGCUGGGAGUUGACAUUGUGAGUUCUGUUAAUAGGCUGGGCAUUGGCAGUUCUGAGAGCACAGGACUUUGGCCCUGCUUUGGGGUGUGUUGUGCAUUUACAUGGAAAUCAGGAAAGUAGGCAAGGAUACAGUCCACAGCUCAGCGAGGAGAGAGGUCUGCAGGGAGGAUGCAAGGUGUAGUGGGUGUGACAGGCCAUGUCCUUCAAGGAGCUGCCUUCCCCACUUUUUUGUUGGGGGGUCAGGUUGGGGAGAGAAGGAGAAUGGCAAAUUAUUAAAAAAUACAUGUGUAAGAAAAUAGUAAAACUGUAAGCCUAUCUUAUGUAUUUUUGGAUUCUGGGAAAUUCAUAUUUUCAUUAUUCUAUGUAUUUUCCAAAUUUUCCAUAAUGGACAUGUAUUUCUUGGAUCAGAAAAAUAAAACUUUUUUUUCUAUAAAAUUUGGAAAUCGUUUUUACAAAUGCGGGUUCAGCUUUUUUCUGCUUAACUUUUGUUUCUCAUUUGAUUAAAGAAUUAAAAAUGUUUUUGAAAUUAGAAUAUGUCUGGUCUUCCAAAUCAAUGUUAUAUUUCUAUGCUUUUCACCUAUAUGUUUUCAGUUUGCAGGGACUGGAAUGUGGAAACCAUCUAUUUAAAUUCUUUGGACAGGUUAAAAAAAGCAGUUAGAGUUGUAUCUAGUUUAAAAUUUUUAAGUACAUCAGAGUACUAAAAAUUUAGCUUGUCCCUUAUAUGUGUUUUGUCACCUCUGUUUCAUUUAAAAAGCGUUUCAAAAAUAGGUUCUUACCAUUGACCUGUAAGUCCUGCUUCCAGGAAUUCAUCCUAAGACAGUAACUGGACAAGUGCAUGAGGAUAGAGGGAUGUUCAGCAGAGUUUUUGAUGUGAUAGAAAAAAAUAUGAAAAAGAAAAAAAUGUGAGCCAACUUAAGUGUACAAAAAUAGAGGAUUGGCUUAUAAGUCAUGAGUCAUUAGUGAGAACAUAGAUGUACAUUUGACUACAAAUAAAUACACAAAAAUCCCAUUUUCUGUUCAAAGAAAUGUGUAAAAAGAUAUUGUUCAUAGUGUUAACGCAAGUUAGUGUGCCGGACGCACAGUGAGGCCAAACAAACUGAAACGUUGGAGUUUGGAACAGAGGAAGGUUUAUUGGAAGCCCAUGCAAAAAGAGGUGGCUCAUGCCCUAAAAAGUCCUGAGCUUCCAGAAGGGCUUCGGCAAUGCACUUUUAAAAGCCAGGUGGAGGGGGCGGGUCGCAGGGUUUGUGAUCAGCUUGUGCACGGUUCUCUGAUUGGCUGAUGGUGAGGUAGCAGGGUGGUAUCACAGGGAGGCCUGGAGCUGUGUGUUUAUGGUCAUCAAGUAGUUAACGUCUUGCAUUUGUUGGAGAGGGGAGUUUUUUACAUCUGCAAGACAACUCAGGAAAUGUGUGUCAAAUACUAUUAUCUAGAUAGUUCAGAGAGGAGCCAAAGCAGAGGAUAUGGAGGAAGGCCUGUCCCAGGAAUGCCUCCAUGGGGUCCUGCUAGGUUACAAUAGUUGUUGAUUUUUAGGCAGUGGGAUGGAAUAUAGACUUUUGCCCCUGAGUUAUUUUCUCAUUUUUUCUACAACAAAUACAUAUUGUUAACUUUUUAAAGGUGAAAAUAACUUUUUAAGUUAGCUGCAAAUAGUUUUAUUCAGUAACUUGGCUCGGUAGACCUAGGUUGUGUGAUGAAGCAUUUAUUAAAUAACCAAGUAAAUAUGUCAUUUUCUAUAUAAAAAGGCUUUCCUAGGUUUAUUCUUGAUUGGACAUACUAGAAAGCUUUUUUAAUCUGUAAGGAGACUGAUUUUAAUUAUUUGGUGCUAUUAUUUAAUAUUUUAUUAAUUAGCAUAUGAACUAGCAUAGGUCACUUAAUUGAACACUUCAGGUUCUUCAUUAAAAUGAAGCUAAUAUUCCAUUAGUAAGUUUAUUGUGAGGAUUUAAGGUACUGUGGUCAACAAGGAUCCUAUGCUUAUGAAUGUGAAAGCACCAAUGAAUGUGUGGGCCAUAUAAAUACCAACUAUUGUUAAUUUUUCACUAGUCAACAAUAGUAGUAUUUACUGAGUACUUAUAAGACUGUUAGCACUUGCUUAGUAAGGUAUAUACAAAAUAAGAUUAAGAGAAGGAGCCUACACAAGACCAACAAAUGGAAGACAAUAACCAGUACACUGCUGUGGGUAAGUAAAGUCUCAUGGGGAAUAGCCUGUUCUUUGCUGGUGGUGUUCAAGGCCAGGGGAGUCACUGAGCAUGGUUAGGAAGAUAGGAUAAUUAGGGAAGAGCUAGUCUCCUCCAUGUGGAGAUGAUUCUUGACCUGGCCUUGAAGACCAGGAGGAUGUGACUGCACGAAGGAAGAGGAUUACUAUCAUGAAUAAGGAGAUGGAGAUGGGAAAGAGCUGGAUGUUCUAGGCUCAUGAGGAGCAUGGUUUUACUGCAGUGGGUUGUUUAUAUUAGUGAGUGUGUUGGUUAGGUACACCCAGGGCCAGAUCAUGGAGAACGUUAAAAUCUGGAUAAAGGAGUACAGGGUUGAGAGAAGAAACAGGAUUCCUGUCCUAAGACCCUUUCACUCUCAGCACGUGAUCCAGAACUAUUUCUUUUUCCACAGCUGAACUGAUAAACUCACUUGGAUCUGCACUUGUUCUGUCCUCCAGCUUCAGUGAAAACAUCUGUGGAUGUCUGUUUACCUCUGUGCUUUCUUCUGUGCGUGUGUGGACAUUUUAACUGCUUUUAAGUGUCCAAUUAACUGGUAUUAAUUACAUGAUGUGCAACCAUCUCCACUACCUUUUUAAAAAAAAUUUUAUCACCACAAACAGAAACUCUGUACCCAUUAAGCAAUAACUGCUCAUCCUCCCGCCCUCGCCUCAGCCCCUGGUAACCUCUGAUCUACUUUCUGUCUCCAUGUAUUUGCCUACUCUAGAUACCUCAUGUAAGUGGAAUCAUACAGUAUUUGUCCUUUCGUGUCUGGCUUAGCUUAAUGUUUUCAGGCUUCAUCCAUGUUGUAGCAUAUGUCAGAACCUCAUUACUUCGUGGCUGAAUAGCAUUCUCUUGCAUGGAUAUACCACUAAAUUGUCCUUUUGAAAUGAAAUGAAAUGGCAAUAGUAUAGUCUUUUUUUUUUUCUUAAUGACGUUAUUUGAAAAAUUAAAAGUUGUCAACCUUAUGUCAGUCCCCGGAAUGUUUUUGAAUCUUUACAUAUCAAUCAAAGUCUGGGGGCCACACUCUAGGACAUAUGUCCUUUGCAAUGUGCUAGUUUGUUUUGGCACCAUCAAAAACGGUUUGUAACAUGGAUUCGGUAGGUUCAAAGGAUGUUCACUGACAGCUGUCUUUUCUCCUCAUUUUUAUCUCUGGACAACAUGGAAUUUUCCAUCAAAAGAAAUACCUUUUCAUUAUUUCUUGG